GGCAGAACAGCAGCUGAGAGUCCAGCAGAGCAGGGAAGGCUGGGCUUACCAGUCUGAACUGUCUUCUCGUGCCUUUGAAUGUGAGGGGGAAAGUGAGGAGAGGGGUGGACUCAAGAGGAGGUAGAUGCCAUUUGUGAAGAUGGAAGUUAGAGCUGCCAUCCCUUAACCUUUGGGAUUUUUUUGGAAGAGGUGAAGAAUUUACCAGAGAAGGAAAGGAACCAGAAAGGAGCUGAAGUCAUGGGAGCUGAAGAAGAAGUGCUUGUCACUCUGUCUGGAGGGGCCCCCUGGGGCUUCCGCCUACAGGGUGGCUCCGAGCAGAAAAGACCCCUUCAGGUGUCAAAGAUCCGAAAGAGGAGCAAAGCGUGUCGGGGGGGCCUGUGGGAGAAUGAUGAACUGGUGUCCAUCAAUGGGAAGCCCUGCACUGGCCUCUCCCAUGCCAGCGCCAUGCAGAUCAUUGACUCCUCCAAUGGCACCUUGCAUAUCUGCGUGAAAAGGGCAACUGGUGGAGACCAGACUGCUACACGACUCCUGCGCUCCCCUUCCCCUGGAAAGCCACGGGUGCUCUCCCCUACCUCCCCAGUCAGCCCCACGCCCCAGCUGCUCAGCCCAGAGCCAGCAGGUGCCCCAACCACCACACCACCUGAGCAGCAGCGGAUGAGGCUACAGCAGCUGGAGAGCAUGACUUCGCCCCCAGACAGCGAGGCAUACUAUGGCGAGACAGAUAGUGAUGCUGACAACAUUGCUCAGGAGAAACAACGGCGGGCCCGAAAAAAGAGCCCUCGCUCCCCACCAGGGGGCUCCAACAACAAGGUGGAUGCACCACAGGAUGAGGUUUCCCUCUCUGAGCAGAGCGGUUAUGACAGCACCCCUGAGGCUGCGGUGCAGGCGGGUGAAGGAACUGAGAAUGUGAGUGGGGUGGCCAAGAGAGAGAUUGUGUACCAGCCUGGCAGCCGCACGGAGACCCCCUUCUCGGAGAGCGAGGUGCUGCUGCAGCUGCCUAUACCAGAGGGAAGGGAAGCAUGCUCCGAGGCCAUGCUCCUGCCCCAUGCCACCAAGACCAUCCGAGCUGAGCGCCAUCUCAUCCCCAUGGUGGGGCCAGUGGAACACCCAGUAGAUGAAGAUCUAACCACCACCUAUGUUGAGAAAGCCAAACAAGCCAAGCUCCACCGCCAUGAGAGCAUGCAAGAGAAGACCGUGAAAGAAGCCAAAACUAAAUGCAGAACCAUUGCGUCCCUGCUGACGGAUGCACCCAACCCCCACUCCAAGGGAGUGUUGAUGUUCAAGAAGCGCAGGCAGAGGGCUAAGAAAUACACCCUGGUCAGCUUCGGGAGCGUGGACGAAGACCGGUGCUAUGAGGAGGAGGAUGGUGUCUUCCCAACCAGUGAGUCGGAGUUUGAUGAGGAAGGCUUCUCAGAUGCCCGAAGCCAAACCAAUCACUCAGACUGGGAUAACACCUACCUGGACAUUGAAAAACCCAAAUCAGAGUCUGAGCAGCAGGAGCAGGCACAGAAAGGCCUGAGCGAAGCCUCAGGCAAAGGGGCCCGGUUAUUUGAGCAGCAGAGACAGAGGGCUGGUAAGUACACUGUAGAGCAUGUCCCAGUCCAGAAGCCAGAGAGCCACCAGCCCCCGCCAGCUGCCCAGUCACAGCAGAGGAUAGUGAAUGGAGAUGCACUGCCCCCACAGAUGGCUGAGAAGGUCCCAUUGAGCAUCCACAUGGAAGCAAUGCAGGUGUCCAGCAAGCAGCCACUCUCUACCCCGGCUCAGUUCCAGCCUCCUUCUCCAGCCGCCAUUGGAGGAGAAGGUGCCCAGCCCUCUCCAAGCUCAGCAGGCAUCUUCAAUAGAUCUGCACGGCCCUUCACCCCUGGCUUUUUAGGGCAGUGCCCUAUGACUUCCUCUGUCAUCUUCAGGCCUUCUGCCCCCAGGAAAAGCAGUGACAGUCUGGGUGGACAGAGCUUAGCAGCUCCACCUUUCUCACCUGCAUCACCAGGAGCUGCCCUCCCUGCUCCAAUGUCCCACAGUGCUCCAGUGAGCUCCUUGACAUCUCUGUAUAUUCCAGCACCAAGUAGGCCCACCACGCUGCUGGGACCACAGCAAGCAGGAGGAAGUGUUCCUGAGCCUAAGACACCUACAAAUGCAGCCAGGACCUCCAGUGCUUCCAUAUUUCUCUCAACUCCCUCCAAGCCAGCAGGGGAUACAACAGCUACAACACCCCAGCAACAAGCACAUGACACAGCUUCUUCCUCCUUAUAUAUCAGCCCUACAGCACUGCAGCCCAGCAUGCCAAGUAGCUCUUCCCUACCAAGGCAGCCAUACCCUGCUGCCUCACCAGCUAUUCCACGGCCUGCUUCAGAGCCCCUAACUUUCAGGGAGCAGAGGGUCGCCACACCAGCUCCCCGCACAGGCAUCCUGCAGGAGGCUCGCCGACGGGGCAACAAGAAGCCCAUGUUCAGCAGUGUAGAGGAGAAGAAGAAGAAUUCGCCCAACCCUGAGCUUCUGUCUCUGGUGCAGAACCUGGAUGAGAAACCCAAAGGUGAUGCCCCUGGGGCUGGCUUCGAGUCAGGGCCUGAGGAGGACUUUCUCAGUCUGGGCGCUGAGGCCUGCAACUUCAUGCAAUCCACAGGGCGCAAGUUUAAGACCCCUCCUCCAGUGGCUCCAAAACCUCACCAGCAAGGUGCCAGGCUGGUAAAUGGGGCCCACGACAUGCUGCAACUGAAGGGCAAGGGUGCAGAGCUUUUUGCCAAGCGACAGAGCCGCAUGGACAAGUUUGUGGUGGAGACAGCAAAGCCAGAGUCCAAGCCCCGGACCCCCUCACCUACCCCUUCUCUACCCUCAUCCUGGAAGUAUUCACCCAACAUCCGUGCCCCGCCCCCAAUAGCUUACAACCCAAUGCAUUCACCCUUCUAUCCCCUGGCAGCCAGCAAGUCUCAGGCUAGCAAAGCAGAGAGCAAAGUGAAAAAAGCACCCAGCCAGAAAUCAGGGAUCAAAGCCAUUGAUUUCAUGUGUCACCAGCCCUACCAGUUAAAGUCAGCCAUGUUCUGUUUCGGGGAGCCCACAAGCCCUGGUACACAGAAUACCCCAAGCCAGCCAGCCCAGCAGUCCAGCUUGUCUUUCACCCCAGCCCAACAGGCACCAGUGCAAACAGGCAGAACCUAUGAGAUCCGGCGGUUCUCCACACCCGCUCCCAUACCAACUUCAGGCAGCCUGGCUCCCACAGUGCUCGCUCCCCGGUCUGCCACCACGUUGGAUGAGCCAGUGUGGAGGACAGAAACAACUUCCUCUGCACCCUCCACCCCAGCACCCUUCCAGGCCACCUUCAGCCAGUCCUCGAAGCCAUACCAAAGUUUCCCGGAUCUCAGCCAGGUGUGCCAAGGGGCUUUCCCCAAGCUAGCCUCAUCCUCUGGGUUCCAGGUAGCGAGGCCCAAAUUCUCAGCAGCCAGAACAGGGAUGCAGCCAAAUGUGUGGAAGCCACGCUCAGAGCACCACUGAGACAAGGGCUCCAUCCCGCCAGUGGACCCUGUCAGGUGCCUGGCAGAGAGAAUUAUCUUGUUUUUUCUUUAAAGUGACCUCAGUAAAUUGGGGCAUGUGAAGCAAAAUGAAGAAAAGAAAAAAAAAAACCCCUUCCCCUCCCCCACCUCCCCAUGUUUUCAGGCUGGCAGCUUCACUUUCAGAACCGCAGCUUCACAGUGAGAGGUAAUAGAUGUGGCUACAGAGAAGGUAGAGAGAGGGACAGAAGCUGGCUGCGGAUUCACACACAGCAAAGAAAAGAAUGGGAGGGGUUAGCUAUCACAGCAAUGCAUAGGCCACGCUUCUCUAUUUCUGACAGCUUGAGAAGCAAGUUUAUGUUAAUCCUUUCAGCACCCUGUGAGGAAGGAAUCACCCCUUCAUACAGAGAGGGCAUCCUUAGCGUAAGAACCAAGCCCCAGACCACACAGGAAAAAAGUGAUAGAGACAGUCUGGACUCACUGCUCUAACCAUUAGAUCAUGCUUUUCCUUGUGCCUGCCAGUGUGUACAUGUAUGCAUACACAUGGGGGGUUUUAAAAAAUGGGUACAGUGAGAAAUGAAGGUCUUCCUGAGAGAGGUGUUUCCCCAGAUCCCUCUGCUCAGGCACGUUAGGAAGGAUAACACAUACACAAGGACAAGUGAGCAGUUGUGGGAAGGGGACAUGGCCAUUUGCUCACACACACAUGGCCCAUGGCUUUUGUCAGGUUUAUGUCCUGUCAGUACCAGGUCUGCAUUUGUAGAGUGACUAUAUGGGACAAUGUGAAAUCUGGGAUGCUGCUUGCUUACCUGCCUGCCCCCGCCCCUGCCCCUGUCUUGCCGGCUGCAGGGAGUCGAUGGUCGUUAGUGACCCAGUGUUGUUUACUUCAGUGUUUCUCAACCCAUGGUACGCGUACCCCUAGGGGUACGCGAGACACAGGCAAGGGGUACACGGGUGCUGCAUUUUGGUCUUUGCCUGCUCGGACCAGAAGUUCCACCUGCUGCCCUUCCCGCCGUGUCCAGUGUGCCAGGGCUUUCACUUCCCAGCAUCAGUGUGCCAGGGGAUAGGGAGGUAGGCCCCACACAGGAAUGCUUUGCUUCAGGUCGCAGUGGAAAAAGUGGGACUCGGCUUGCGGCACCGAAACUGGAAUUGCCACAGUGGGACUUCCGGUUUCGCUUUUGCUGCGUUGAUCGGCAGGGGGGAUGUAAGGUACCAAAGCUGAGAACCACUGCUUUACUUCACAGGUGUUAACAAUCACCUGUGAAGUAACAGUUAGUGGUAAUAGGGAUUCCUACUUCACAGUUUACCUGCCAAUCUGCCUCCAUGCCCGUGCCCCAGAUGCUCGUUUUAAUUUUCACCAGCUGGCUGGGACCAGCUUCCAAAAUCUGGGACUAUUUUGGCCAAUCUGGGACACAUGCUUACCCCAUGCAUUUGGGAAACAACAUUUUUUUCAGCUUCCAUGGAGCCUUCCCCAAUGAUCCCAAGUGGCUCUGAGGACCAGCCAUUCACUGCGGGGGCAGCAUGGGGCUGAAAGGACUUGGUGGGACUGUGACAAGUCAGGAGUAACUGAAGAAGGAAGGAGGGGUUGCCCGAAGGUGAAGGUAAUCCCAGAUGCUGACUGGUCAGUUUAGGACAGCACUUGCAGCAUUAGCUGCACUGAAACAGGAUGCAAAUACUGUAAGUGCAAGAGAGAGGUGGAUAGGGAGUGCAGGGCUAGUUCAUGAAGGAGCGAGGGCUCAACUGGAUUCCCACACAAGCAUUUUGGUUCAUUCACAAACAGGAGGUGCAGCAGGAGCACAGUCAGAGGUGGUUAGCAACACCAAGCUCCCCUGAGAACUGCGUGCCCUCCUGGGUAGGUGGGCAAGGUUCUUUGGGUAGAUGUGAUAUCUUUUAUUAGACCAACUGAGUAGUUGGAAAAAAGUUCUUGGGAAGCUUUUGGGCACAGUCACCCUUCUUCAGGCAU
Molecule: messenger RNA, 5442 nt
Organism: Alligator sinensis (Chinese alligator)
Lineage: Eukaryota; Metazoa; Chordata; Crocodylia; Alligatoridae
Gene: SYNPO2L
Product: synaptopodin 2 like
Exons: 4
Coding region: 238-3486 (1082 amino acids)
Biological process (GO): positive regulation of actin filament bundle assembly
Cellular component (GO): nucleus; Z disc; actin cytoskeleton
Molecular function (GO): actin binding
Source: RefSeq, a predicted model, not a curated record